AAAAAUAAUCACUCGUGAGAUGUCAUCGAGCAGUGAUGUACGCCGCUUUUAAAACCAUAAUACAAUUUAAAGUCGUAAACAUUGGUGACUAAAAAAUAACCUAAAUUAUUUGUGUUGUUGUAAUACAGUGAUAUAAGAGUACAUUACAUAAUUCUAUUGAUUGUUUUGUGAGAAAUUGUGCGCGUGCUGUGUAAUUGUUUUAAAUAAUGACUGUUUUCUGAAAAAUCGAUUGAGAAAAAUGUCUUUAAAGAAAGAAUCUCGUACAGAUGUGCAGUUCCAUCUAGCGGCGUUACGCGGAGACUGCGACCGGCUGCGACAGCUCCUGGACACUGGGAAGGUUCACAUCGAUUCGAGAGAUCGGGAUGGCACUACACCGCUGAUUCUGUCUGCCGCGAUGGGUCAUACGGAGUGUGUGAGAGAACUACUCGCGCAAGGGGCAGACCCGGCCUGCAGUAGAACGACAGGAACGAGCGCGUUAUUCUUCGCGGCCCAGAACGGGUUUCUCGACAUAGCGAGGUUGCUGCUCGACGCGGGCGCCGGCAUCGACGCUCCGAGCACGGAUGGCGGGACCCCGUUGUUCGUGGCGUGCCAAUGUGGGCAUCUACCUGUCGUCGAAGAGCUGAUCGCAAGAGGAGCGAAUGUCAAUUCUGCCAUGAAGGACAAAGCCACCCCCCUCUUCAUAGCAGCACAGAACGGCCACGAAGACGUCUGUCGAACAUUACUCACAGCUGGCGCUAGAGUGGACUCCGCACGCGCCGACCGCGCAACUCCAUUGUGGAUAGCGGCGCAGUGCGGACACGACCAUGUCGCGAGGACAUUGCUGGCUGCCGGAGCGAGGGUCGACCAGAUACGACAGGAUGGAGCCACACCGUUGUUUAAGGCGGCGCACAAGGGGCACGCUGCCGUCGUCGUCGAGCUGCUGAAGUAUAGGCCCAACCUCGGCCUGUUGCCAAACGGUCAGUCCGCGCUGCACGGCGCCGCCAUGUUCGGGCAGCUCUCCUGCGUCAGACUCCUCGCGCGCCGCGCCGACCCGCGCCUGCGCAACGCGGCCGGGCUCACCCCACUACACGCGGCCGUAGCGGCGAGGAAGAACGAUGUAGCCGCGUAUUUGAAGAGGCUGGAGGGCUCGUAGCGGUCGAGUUAAAAUGAUAAUGUAACGUCUUGUCAGGAAGACGAAAGUGGAGGACCCGCGCGAGAUCGCCUUUUAAUCAGGGGUCGGAAACCGGUAUUUGCUCCAUACAAAAAUACCGGUAUUAUUACGUUCUUUUGUUUAUAAUUUCAUUUUUAAUGGGACGUUUUAAUAAUGCAAAAUUGUUUCCUAAAUACACGAUUCAGUCCUACGUAAUGAGCAUAAAAAAAAUCAAAAUAUUGGGCUAUUUCGGGGUUUUUAAAAAAUACCGGUUCCGAGCCCUGCUUUUAAUACAGACGUAGUCCUCAUUUUCCACUCUGGAUAUUAACAUUAUUGAAAAUAUUUUGACACUUGUGUGUUGUGUACCUACAUGCCGAAACAUGUAAGUACACUUGGCAGCUUGGUACAUAAUUAUGUACACGAUUUUUGUUUUUCUGUGUGCUUAUGGCCCAUUAUUAUAUGUAUUUUUAAAAACUAGUUGACAAAAUUCCUGAUAAGACUCGUUACACGUAGGUACAGUCGCCAUCAGAUAUAUCGGAGCGGCCAAGGUGCUCAAAAAUAUCUGAACACGCACUAUAACGCUUUCACAAUAGAGGCGUGUUCAGAUAUUUGUGAGCGCUUUGGCCGCUCCGAUAUAUCUGAUGGCGACUGUACUGAGAGAAAAAGUUGAAUUAAAACGAAAGGAUCUGUUAUAUAAAUCUC
Molecule: messenger RNA, 1831 nt
Organism: Cydia strobilella
Lineage: Eukaryota; Metazoa; Arthropoda; Insecta; Lepidoptera; Tortricidae
Product: ankyrin repeat domain-containing protein 29
Exons: 8
Coding region: 239-1132 (297 amino acids)
Biological process (GO): positive regulation of transcription by RNA polymerase II
Cellular component (GO): nucleus
Molecular function (GO): transcription cis-regulatory region binding; protein binding
Source: RefSeq, a predicted model, not a curated record